This is a messenger RNA of Venustampulla echinocandica, 2313 nucleotides long. RefSeq names its product Cytoplasm to vacuole targeting protein-like protein Vps64. Lineage: Eukaryota; Fungi; Ascomycota; Leotiomycetes; Helotiales; Pleuroascaceae. The transcript is spliced from 2 exons. Gene Ontology annotation, cellular component: cytoplasm. The coding region runs from base 1 to 2313 and encodes 770 amino acids. Gene Ontology annotation, molecular function: protein binding. The record is from RefSeq and is a predicted model, not a curated record.
AUGACGGCCGUUGCAAAUCCACCCAGUUUCCAACCGAAUAACAGGUCGCCAUGGGGUGCUAAUGUCGGACAAGGCGGAUUGAACUCCAUGAAUCCCGACGAAGUCGCCCGGAUGUUCAUGCCACGGAAGAGCGCUCAGCGUGCGAACUCGUCGUCCUCGAUAGCUUCAACCUCCUCCACAUCAUCGACGACCACGAUUUCCCAGCCAUCUCCACACCCACAAACCAAUGGUGUACCCAUGCAACUGCAGUCGUCAUCAGAGCUCAAUUCAUGGGGAACUGCUGCGGCGAGGAAGAAGCCGCAAAGGGCCGUCCCAUGGCCAGCAAAUAAAUCGGAAGCAAUAGCUGGCGUAUCUACUGCGCGUCCGCAGCCAAUCCUAACAACCAGUGGCCCGUCUACUGGUCCGUCCACGAUGUCUUCCCUCCACCAGCCGUCCGCCGUUGUGUCAUCGCAGCAUGCUCUCCAGAACCCUUCGCAGCAAGUAAACGGUACCGCAUCAACCGCAACACCCGUUGGCGAGGGAAAUCCUGUCCUUUAUCUGUUGUCUAUGAAUUCAACGUUCGAGCGAAAGACUAUAUCUGUCCCAUACUAUCCCGAUAGCCUGAGAAUAGGGCGGCAGACCAAUGCGAAGACCGUACCCACGCCUGCCAAUGGAUUCUUUGAUUCCAAGGUCCUGUCAAGACAGCAUGCGGAGAUUUGGGCAGAUCGAAAUGGCAAGGUUUACAUCCGAGAUGUGAAGUCAUCAAAUGGCACGUUUGUAAAUGGAAGUCGUCUAUCAGCAGAGAACCGAGACUCGGAGCCCCACGAGCUGCAAACGUCAGAUCACUUGGAAUUGGGUAUUGAUAUUGUUAGCGAGGAUCAAAAGACCGUAGUACAUCACAAAGUAGCCGCAAAGGUGGAACACGCCGGCUUUCUCGGGGCAACAAAUAACGUUCUGGAUAUGAACUUUGGAGAUUUGGAUCCAGCAAAUGGUGCCAUGAUGCUGCCUUCUCAGGGAUCGAUGCAGAUGAGGGGUCGGUCGAGCAGUCAAGGAUCCGUAGGAAGCAACGGCCGUAUGGGGCCCCCCGCGAGCGCAGCUGGAAGCCACAUGAGUGUCAUGGGCCAACAGCGGCCCAUGAACUUCUGGUUAACGCCAGUUACAACAGAGCAAAUUGUUAAAAGACUCACUCAUGAGAUGAGGAUAGCACGGCUGCAGACCCAUGAUCUUGGGCGCGCGGAUAACUUCCUUGGCUCUCUAGUUACAAAAAAUAGCCUCAAGGAAAUCGAGAAGCAGUCGGUUGGCGAGCCUGUUAAAGCUCCACAGGUCAACGGAGCGGUGUUACCCUUCCGGACCGAUGCGAAACCUCGAUUUUCAGAUCCACCAGCGCCUCCUCCUCAACAGCCGCUUCCGGAGAAGCCAGAUGUGACACGCCCGCACACUUUUGAGCCUUCUUCACCGUCGCUAAAACGGUCCAAUACCGAACGACCGCGGUCCGUUCCCAAUGCGUCCCCAGUCCGUCAAGAAUCGCCCAGCCAGAUCAUAACACUGGUAGAAGCCUUAGCAUCAGCCAAAAAGGAAAUUGAUUCCCAGAGUGCUCGAUUGCAGGAUUUAGAGGAGACGCUCCAAAAGGAAAGGCAGGCACGAGAGCUGGCGGAGGAGCUAGUUAAGCGAUUAGAAGCGCAAUCCGAAGUCAAAACGGAAGCCAAAGCGCAUGAAGGAUCAAUCAUUGAGGAAGCCUUUGAACCACCUACCGAAAACUCCGAAACUAGGGGAGAUGAGCCCGAGAAGAGUGCAGCCAAUGGAAAGGUAGUUGAUCCUAACGCUAUUUCACAAUCGACUCUAUUGCUAGAGAAGCGUCUAGAGAGUAUGCUCGGUGAUAUGCAGGAGCUCAAGGAUCAAAUGGAAUCGUUCAAACAGCGGGCGGAGACAGCUGAGGCCGAAAGAGAUGCGGGCCGGACGACCUUGGCCGAGAUGGUUGAAGAGAUUAGAGCAAACGAAGCUACCAGGCGGUCAUCGUCCACCGAGCGCACUCGAUCACUUUCCACGGCCGAUGCCUCACCUAACCACGCCCUCAACGGCAAAUCUGACGAGCCACGCCAAUCACUGGGCUCACUUUUGCGAAAGGAUGAGCUUGUAAAUCGGAAUAUCGACCUAUCGCCGGAAAAAACGGAGCCUGGCGGCUCCACGAUCAACACAUUAUCGAGACGACCGGGAGGCCGCGAUCCGCUAUUAUACCAUGCCACGCCGUAUGCCUCUAUGCUUGGAGUUGUCGUGAUUGGGAUGGGUAUUAUGGCAUACCUGAACGGAUGGCAACCGCCUAAAGUUGACCGAUAA